AAAAAAAUUCUAGCAGAAAACAAGUGAGAAACCCACGUUCCUAUUUAUAAGCCUAACUGCCCUCUAACUACUAAAACUCUCUCCACUCAACCCCAUUAUCAUCUUUUAUUCAGUUUCUUAUCAACCUCUCCUCCUCUGCAACUGCAUUAACUUAACAAAUCAAACAAAUUCUCUUUACAAAAAGCUGAGAGAACCUUAUUCAUCAAUACUAGAGAAAGAUGAAGUGGGGCAGGAAAAAAUCAUCUUCAUCUGCUUCUUCUGGCUCUUUCUUUAUCUCUCAUAUUUUACCCACUUCUUGGCUGACAAAGUUCAAGCAAAUGAACAUCAACUCAGGUAAGAAACAUGCAAAGCAAAAAGUGAAGUGGAAUUCUGUGUGUACAAGCUCCUCACGCUGUGUUAGUUCGGGAGGUAAGUUUUACGGAGGAGAUGGUGAUGCUUUUUGGAGGCUAUCGUUUGGCGAGGAGAGUCUUGAUGGCUUGAAGAGUAAAAAUGUGUUGCAAUCAGUUCGGUACAAUUCAGACGAUGAUCUUGAAUUUCCACCAUCUAGCUACCAUAGCUAUAGAUCAAAAGCUUCAAGAAUGAAUGGAACUGAACAGGUUCAGAAGUUAAGUAACAUGGUUUCUCAAGUAAGGAAGAUGAGAAGAUUGCCUAAAGAAGAGGAGAUUUUGCCAGAACCAACAUGUACAAAGAAGAAGGUAGCAGAAAUCAGAACACCAAGGCUGAAAGUUGAAAGAGCUAAGAAAUUGAAGAAAGAAAAUCAAAGGGUUUUCAAAAAAAAGCAAUUAGAAUUAGAUGGAAGACCACAUGUAGCAGAAAGGAUUCCAAGAAAUGCAGUAGUGAAGAAUAUGUAUGAAACUGAACCUCGAAGAACAGGUGGGAUGGUUGAAAGGGAGGAUCGUAAGUUGGCAGCUGCCGAUUCAAGGAAAGAUUUCUACUUCUCUUCCAUGAAUUCAAGAGAUUCUUAUGGGAGAAAACUUGAAGAUUGUGUUUUUGCAGCAGAGAAUGGAAACAGCGGAUUUUCUGCAGGGAAGUUUAGCUUUGAGUGGCAGAAAUUGAAACAAAAGAAGAUCGAAGAGCUCAAGUCCACAAGUGAAGAACAGAGGAAAUCUCUAUACAUAAGCAGAGAGUCACAGAGGAAAAGACCAAAGCAGAGCAGCAAAGUAAGAGUUUAUUCUCCACGAACAGCUUCAAAAGCCGAAAUCUGCAAAAUAAAAGCUCUGGAAGACAUGAAGAAAGCCAAGUUGAAAAUGAAAAAGAAGGCAAAGGAAAAAGAAAUGGAGGAAUUCAAUGGUUUAGAGAGCUUCGCCAUGGUGAAAUGUUCACAUGAUCCCCAGAAGGACUUCAGAGAUUCAAUGAUUGAGAUGAUUAAAGAGCAGAGGAUUAACCAGCCAGAAGAGCUUGAAGAACUCUUGGCAUGCUACCUGACAUUGAAUUCUGAUGAGUACCAUGAUCUCAUCAUCAGGGUAUUCCGGCAAGUAUGGUUCGACCUGAACCAAGCUUGUUUCGAUAUUGAAUUCACUAAUGAAGAGUGUUACUAGGAGUUAACCACAUCUUUGCUAAUGAUGGGAAAACUUGUAAGUAUGAUGUAGAUAGGUUGCUAUUCUAAUAUUAUUCUUCAAUUUCAGCACAUAA
Hevea brasiliensis (rubber tree) is the source of this 1632-nucleotide messenger RNA. Its product is annotated as transcription repressor OFP5. The coding region runs from base 219 to 1538 and encodes 439 amino acids. The record is from RefSeq and is a predicted model, not a curated record. NCBI's taxonomy places the organism in Eukaryota, Viridiplantae, Streptophyta, Magnoliopsida, Malpighiales, Euphorbiaceae. The transcript has a single exon. Gene Ontology annotation, biological process: negative regulation of DNA-templated transcription.